UGUAUUUCAAAGCGUGCUUCACUAAUUCUUGAGAUCCAUAGUUUGAUAGAUUAUCUUAGAAACCACUAAAGAAAAGAGGGCAAGAAUGAUUUUUAAACCUUACAAGAGGUGGAAUGAAUGGAGCAUAUUAUCAUACGCGGAUCUGAACACUAAAGGUGAUAGUGAGAAAAAACGUGCUACUAGCACAUCCAGUUCUAAGAAAUUUAGGAAAAUGUCAUUUCCGAAGCAAGAAGCAUGUAGUGUCACUGCUAUUUUAAUCGCUGUAAUAAUUGUUAUCGCCACAUUGACAUCUAUUACUAAACCAGCUGAAAGCUGUUCUGUAGAACAUGACCUAUCACAAUAUCAACGAGCUAUUUUUGUGUCACGAGCAGAAGAGCGUACAGAAGAAGAACCAAAAGCCAAAACUGGUGAAACUUUUCCGUGGAAAGACAUACGUUUACCUUCUUUCGUAUUACCCAUACACUAUGAUUUAUUGAUGAAGCCUAAUCUUAAAACCUUUGAAAAUUCUGGAAGUGUGAAUAUAACUUUCCAGGUCACAGCCUCUACAAAUUUUAUUGUUUUACAUUCGAAGGACCUUAAUUUGUCAAGUAUCUUAAUAAAUGAAAAUGAUGGAAGAGAAAUACCUGUUCUUCAGUAUUUGGAAUAUCCAGAACAUGAACAAUUGUACAUAAAAAUUGAUGGAAAUUUCAUGCCUAAUCUGGAGUAUAAAUUAUUGAUUGAUUUUGAGAGAAAUCUAGAAGAAAGCAUGGAUGGAUUUUAUUUGAGCUCCUACAAGACAGGAGAUGGUCAGAAAAGGUAUCUUGCAACAACAAACUUUGAACCAACUUCUGCACGAUCAGCUUUCCCCUGUUUUGAUGAACCUGCCAUGAAAGCUACUUUUCAACUCAAAAUGGUUCAUGAUAAGAAUUACAAAGCUUAUUUCAAUUCAGAAGCUAUACAAACUGAACCAUAUUCUGAAGAGCUUUCUAUAACAUCUUUUCAGAAAACUGUUAAAAUGAGUACAUAUUUGGUUGCUUUUAUUGUUUGUGAUUUUAGAGAACGUCAGAUUACAAACGUUGAUGGCAUUAAUAUUCGAGUGCUUGUUCCUGCCGAACAAUACGGGGAGUCUGAAUUCGCCUUAGAGAUAGCUGGCGAUGUUCUUCACUUUUACAAAACAUUUUUCAAUAUCAGUUAUCCUUUGUCUAAAUUAGAUAUGGCCGCUAUUCCUGAUUUUGCCGCUGGAGCCAUGGAGAACUGGGGUCUUGUAACUUUCCGCUUGAUAGCUGUUUUGUACAACCCUUCAGAAACAUCAACUAACAGCCAAGGAAUUGCAGCUUCUGUUAUAUCUCAUGAAUUGGCUCAUCAGUGGUUCGGUAAUCUCGUGACUAUGCAGUGGUGGAAUGACUUAUGGCUGAAUGAAGGUUUUGCAAGUUUUAUGGAAUCUAUUGCUUUGGACAAUAUAAGACCAGAAUGGAAAAUGAUGGAUGAGUUUCCUGUUGUCGUUACUCAGCAUGGCCUAACCUUAGAUAGUCUUCUAAAUUCUCAUCCAAUAGUUACUGAAGCUGCGGAUCCUCUCGAAAUUCAGGCAUCAUUUGACAUCAUAGCUUAUAGAAAGGGUGCUGCAAUACUAAACAUGUUAGCAGAUUCCGUUGGUAUGGAAACUUUGCAAAAAGGAUUGUCAUAUUACUUGAAAAAAUAUAGUUUUCAGAACGCACGUACUGAAGACCUGUGGAAUGCAUUUACUGAAAAUGUGUCACAGGUUAUGGAUACAUGGACGCGACAAAAAGGCUAUCCUCUCAUUACUGUUACACUUGAACAUCCUACAGUAAAGGUAAAACAAGAAAGAUACCUGCUUAAAGCACCUGAAUCCGAUGAUGCCUCGUCUUCAGACGUGUCUCCAUAUGGCUACAAGUGGUUUGUUCCUGUCACGUACGUCACUGAUCUCUCAAAUACACAGAAUACGUACUGGUUAAAUAUGUCUAACGGUGAAUUCGUUUUACCCGCUGAAGCAAAGUGGCUCAAAGUAAAUUUCAAACAAACUGGUUUUUACAGAGUUAUGUACGAUAAUGACUUAUGGAAAAAGCUGACUGAUGUGCUGCAUUCUAAUCAUAAGACUUUUUCACCUUCUGAUCGGGCUAAUCUACUGGAUGAUGCUCUGUCACUUACAAGAUCAGGAAUUUUGGACCCCGUGCUUGCUUUUAAUAUAACUCGUUAUUUAGGAAAAGAAGACGAAUAUGCACCUUGGCAAUCAGCCGUUCUUCGUUUUGAACAAAUAAAUGUACUCAUGCAAGAUAAUCCUGCUUUUCUUUCAUUAUUCCAGAAAUAUGUUGUGAAAUUGUUAAAACCUGCCAUCAAUGUACUAGGAUGGGAAGAUGAAGGGAGCCUCAUGCAAAAAAAACUGCGAUCCAUCAUUUUGGCAACAUCGGUACUGUAUGGGGAUGAACAAACUAUAUCUAGAGCAAAGCAAAUAUUUCAAGACUGGAUGCAGAACGGUGUAAAAGUGCCGCCCAACUUGCGUAGUGCUGUGUAUAAUGCUGCUGUUAUGUAUGGUGGCAAAGAAGAGUGGGAGUUCUGCUGGAGACAAUAUCAAGAAACACAAGUUCCUUCUGAACAAUACCUACUUUUAGCUGCUUUAGGAAGUACUCGUAAUGCAUCACAAUUAAAUCUGUAUUUAAAUUAUUCUAUGGAUAAAGAUAAAAUAAGGCCUCAAGACAUGUUUCUGGCAAUUGCUUAUUCUGCUCGUAAUCUCAAUGGUCGUUCUUUAACGUGGAAUUUUGUGCGCUCUAACUGGAAUCGGUUUUUGGAAACUUUUGGCGAAGAAUUUUUUGCAUUGGGCAUGAUUAUAAGUGAAACUGUUUCUUACUUCUCUACUCAAGCUGAUUAUGAUGAGGUAAAGAAUUUCUUUAGUGGAGUAAAGGUGGGAGCUGGUAUGGAUUCUCUAAAACAAAGCCUUGAGUUAAUUAAAAUAAAUAUUCAGUGGCGUGAAAGCAUCGAAGCUUCCGUUACAGAGUGGUUACGGCAGAAUAUUAAUUAAUUUUUUGUAGACUCACAGAUUUAUUAGCAGUAAGAGUCACUGUACAUCAUAAAUAAACGCCAUGUAAAAAAUAUUACACUAAUAUUCUUCUUGAAAACUUAUUUUUUCGGGAUGUACGUUUAGCCCUUUAAAAAAUGCAUAAAAGCAUAACUUUUCAUUGAGCACCUGUAGAUUAUAUUAUUUUUCUUUCUAAUGUUUUAUCUGGUUUUUACUGUGUCUUUAUGCUUGAAGGUGCUGCAAAAAUUCAAUUAAAUUUUUCUUCUUCAUGUACUUUAUUUUCCUUUCAAUGAAACUUUCUUAACUUCAAAACUUUAUUACGUUGUUUUGAUGAUUGAAAUUAGCUUGAAUUGUUUUGAUAUAUGAUGUUAUAAAGUGAUAAGCUUUCACACAAAGUACAAAUAAUUACAUAAAUGGUACAAUAAUUACAAAGUACAAUAAUUACAAAAAUGUGCUAUCUUCUAUUAUGCGUCAAAUUUCUUAAUUAAAAGCCUUAUAUAAAGACGUAUAGAUAUGAAUAAAUGUGACGCGCCAAAUUUGAAUAUUAAGCUUUCAUAAAUCUUUAUUGGACUAUUCGGUAACUUUUGUAUUCUUUAUAUUAUCAAAUGCUAUCUGUAUUGUGUUAACAGCUUACAAAAUUGAAAUUCAAUAAUUCAAUGAAAAUAAAACUUUUUACUCAUUAAUUAUUAUAAUUAAUGAUAAUGAGUUAUUUUAUUAUGCAUUACAAAAUAUUUUAAAAUUAGUUAAUUAUAAGUAAACAUACAUUUUUAAUAAAUGUUUAACGUACAGUUGUUAAUGAAAAUCCAAGUUAAUUAUAAUUGCACAGAACCUAUGAAAUAUUGCUUUAAACUGAGUUGUUUAAAACCAUUAGUCACAAAUCAAAUUAUAAUCUAAAUACAAGUAUAAUUUAUAAUAUAGAAAAUAUGAAUUUUUUUCUUUAUGCAAUACAUGAUAAACUGGCUUUAAUCUAUAUUUCCUCUUAAUUUAAGUGAAUGAAAAUAUUUCCAUUAAAAAUUAUUCUUGAUGAAUGUUUAUCACAUGUUUACAGCUGGAUAAUAUAGAUUAUGGUGUGGUAAUCAGUGACUUUUUAUAUAUUCAAAAUUAAAUCGAAUUAUAAAUGUUAAAUUUAUUAUUGUGCAAAAUAUACUAAGAAAGGUAAAAUUUUUCACUCUAAAGAGAAUGUUGUGAUGAUUCACUUUAAUAAAUGAUUGCCACUUUUAAA
This is a messenger RNA of Stegodyphus dumicola, 4232 nucleotides long. Its product is annotated as endoplasmic reticulum aminopeptidase 1-like. The record is from RefSeq and is a predicted model, not a curated record. Gene Ontology annotation, cellular component: cytoplasm; membrane. Gene Ontology annotation, biological process: peptide catabolic process; proteolysis. Gene Ontology annotation, molecular function: peptide binding; zinc ion binding; metalloaminopeptidase activity. Lineage: Eukaryota; Metazoa; Arthropoda; Arachnida; Araneae; Eresidae.